Austrofundulus limnaeus is the source of this 4626-nucleotide messenger RNA. It is a transcript of the gene tsc1b, whose product is annotated as TSC complex subunit 1b. Gene Ontology annotation, biological process: negative regulation of TOR signaling; negative regulation of cell population proliferation; regulation of cell cycle. Lineage: Eukaryota; Metazoa; Chordata; Actinopteri; Cyprinodontiformes; Rivulidae. The record is from RefSeq and is a predicted model, not a curated record. Gene Ontology annotation, cellular component: TSC1-TSC2 complex.
ACUAGUUUACGCUGCAGCCUGACGGCGGAGGCUCACCGCUGUGGGAUGGGGCUGUGAGGCGUUCAACAUGGCGGCGCCCUGUGGAGUGCAUCUACUCUAACAGAGGUGCCUGGAGACUGCGUCGGUGGGUGGGCCCCAGGAGUCCUCCAGGCAAGCCGGGACUGACACUGUGAGAGAAGCACUGCCACCACCAUGGCCCGGGAGCAGCCCAACGUGGGGGACCUCCUCCCGCUCCUGGAGACCUCCGACCUCCAGCAGCUCGAAGAGAUCCGAGGCCUGAUCAACGAGCAUCUCAACACCGAGCGAGGCUCCUUGUUACUGAACGGCCUGGUGGAUUACUUUUUGGAAACCAACUCCGCCCAGGCCAUGCAUAUCCUCUCUUCUGUCAGAGAGCCACACGAUAAGACGGACACAGAUGUAGUCGUGCUCAUAACCGGGGUUCUGGUGCUGAUCACUCUGCUGCCGAUGAUCCCUCAAGCUGGGAAACAACACCUGUGGGAGUAUUUUGAUAUUUUCGGUCGUCUGGCGUCGUGGAACCUGAAGAACCCGGGCCAUGUUUCAGAGGUCCACCUGAUCCACCUGCACGCCAGCGUUUACUCGCUCUUCCACAGGCUUUACGGCAUGUACCCGUGCAACUUCGUGUCCUACCUGCGCUCCCACUACAGCAUGAAGGAGAACAUGGACACCUUUGAGGAGGUGGUGAAGCCGAUGCUUGAACAUGUUCGAAUACACCCUGAGCUGGUGACGGGAACCAAAGACCACGAGCUGGACCCCACCAGAUGGAAAAAGUAUGAAAUCCACGAUAUCGUCAUUGAAUGUGCCAAAGUCUCCCUAGACCCCAAGGAGGCCUCCUGCGAGGAGGGCUACACCACCAUGCCUGAAAACUUUAACCCCCAGCUCCACCUGCGGCCGCAAGACUCCACUUCGAGCCCGUACACAGACCUCCACAGCAGCUAUGGAAGCUCUUCGUCGACCCCGUUCUCCACUCCGCGGCAGCCGCUGCCCCCGCCCCUGUCCUUGCCCCCCUUCUCAGGGACACAGUCCUCGUACCGCAGCCCGCAGACCUCCAGACGGCAGAACUCCACCUGUGAACUGAACUCUUCCUGUGGGGGGAAGGACCCUCUGUGGAGCCCCUCCUCUUUGUGUGGCAUGGCCACGCCCCCUUCCUCGAGGGGCAUGUCGCCCAAUCUGGAGCUCUCCCACAGUGCCUCCCACUUUCCGAGUCGCUUCCACUGCACAUCAGGGGGGAAAGGAACGCCGGCCUCCAGCACUCCCGCCACCUCCUCCCCGCCUCCUGCUCUGUCAGAUGACUUCCCUGUUAUCUCCUUACCAGCCAACACGGUCCAGUCCAGUCCUCCGAGAAGAGAUCGUCGGCAAGGAGAAACCGGCAAACCUGGACUGGUGAGACAGGAACCGGUCAGAGAGACGGAGAAGAACGUAGAGGGGUCCACCAUCAGAGACGCAGGAACGUCAGCGAACGUGUCGAUGACGCUGACGGAGCUGUCGGUCUUCAUGAAGAAGCAGGAGCUGGACCUUCAGCUGCGAACGGAAAAGGAGAGAGAAGAAGCUGCCAUCACCGAGGAGCUGCUGAAGCUCACCGAGGAUAAGCAGGAGCUGCCGGACCUGCGGGGCUUCGACUCUCCUUUCUUUCACACCACCGAGACCCUGACCGGCAGCCAGACGCAGGACAAGACCUCCUCGGACCCCGGAGCCCCCGCCCGGGAACGGCGCCGCGCCGCGUCCACGCCGGACAAGACCGAGGUCUCCGUCGGCAGCGACAGGGGCCUCGCCGGAGGGGACUGCAGGAGCUCCUCCCUGGAGCAGUCCUGGUCCUUCCAGUCCGGCUUCACCCCCAUCGAGCAUCACUUGCACAGGAGCCCGUCGGCGCCCGAAGACGAGGCAGGAAAAUUCGGGACGCUCUCUCCGAGCCCGUGCGGCAAGACCCCGGCGCCGGUGCCCUACGAGUCGUUCUUCGACCUGGCCCUGCCCCGGGCCGCCUCGCUGUUCAUGGGCCAGAGGACGUCCGAGGCGGUCCACAAGUCCACGAUGGAGAGGCUGCUGCAGCGGGAGGAGGGGCUGGAGGACGGCGAGGAGGAGGAGGAGGGUUUCGUGUCUGCUUCGCCACUGGAGGUGCUGGAUCGCCUUGUUCAGCAGGGGAGUGACGCCCACGAUAAAGUUCUCAAGAGAUUACCUUUGCCAAGUAAGUCAGCUGACUGGACACAUUUUGGAGGCUCGGCUCCUCUGGACGAGCUGCACACGCUGCGCAGCCAGCUGUUCCUGCUGCACAACCAGCUGCUGUACGAGCGCUACAAGAGGGAGCAGCACGCCGUCCGCAACCGCCGCCUCCUCCGACGCAUCAUCAACGCCACCGCGUUGGAGGAGCAGAACAACGCCAUGAAGGACCAGCUGAACCUGCAGAGCGUGGACAUCCUGUCCCUGAGGGAGAGUCUGCACGUGGAGCAGCAGCGCUACCGGCAGCUGUGGGACGACCGCGAGACGGUGGUGACCCGGCUGCACAACCAGAUCCGACAGCUGCAGCAGAGCCGGGAUGACUUCUACACCAAGAACCAGGAGCUGCAGAGCAAGUUACAGGAAAGUCAGAAGAGGAUGGACGAGCUGGAGGCGGAGCUUCAGAGAGCCAACAAUAAAGUGGGACACACCGGUCACCUCCUCAACCAGAUGACUGUCAAACUGAGCAACAGCGAGAGCACCCAGCAGCAGAUGAGCUUCCUGAACAAGCAGCUGCUGCUCCUCGGGGAGGCGCAUAAGCUGUCGGUGCAGGAGCUGGAGCACGCAGGAACCAGUAAAACAAAGGAGGCUCAGAUGCUGCAGAAGUCUCACGCCAAGGAAGUGGAGACGCUCCGGCAGAGCCUGGUGGUCCAGGGCCAGAAGCUGGAGGCGGCGCAGCAGAGGGUCGCCGAGCUGGAGACCCACCUCUCCAAGAAGGAGCACCUCAUCGCGGAGCAGAAGAAGUUCCUGGAAGACGUGAAAUGUCAGGCGAAGGCGGAGCUGCAGGCCUCAGACAGCAGGUACCAGGCUCAAAGGAGGAUCGCUCAGCUGCUGCAGACUGAACUCCUGCAGCUCUACAGCCGGGUGGAGAUGGAGGCUCCGGCCGGUCCCGGCAGCUGCAGCAGGAGCAGCAGCAGGAGCAGGAGUUCACCUCCAGGGGGCAGAGUCGACACGCACGCUGCUGCAGCCUCCAGCGUGGUGAUGCCAGAUGGACCAAGUAGAGUUCACCCCCGUGAGGCGGCGGGCGGCAGGUCGCCUCACGGUUCGCCUCGGGGCAACGGCACCACUUUACCGUCGAGGCAGCCAAAGGCGAGCAACUCUUCCAAGUCUGCGGCCAGCUCCAUGAACGGAGGUCAGGACUUGACUCCGCCUCCUCCGCUGCCGCCGCCGCUGCCGCUGCUGGUGGAGCCCGCCCAGUCCUGCCCCCACGCCAACCUGCUGGCGUCCCUGCCGGCUUCAGACGCGCCGCUCACCGUGGGCUCRUACCCCAGCGCCAAAAGCUUCCUGGGCAUGAAGGCCCGCGAGCUGUUCCGCAACAAGAGCGAGAGCCAGUGUGACGAGGACCAGCCGCCKCCGCCGCGCCUGGCCGGCCUCGCCCACGGCCUGAAGACCGAGCUGUGCGUGGAGCCGCCCCCCGCCCCCGCCGACGGGCCAGGCGGGGGCGGGGCGCCCUCGACAGCAGCAGCUAAAGAUCAUGGACUACAACGAAACGCACCACGAGCACAGUUAGGGGGGGGGGGCGUGAAAACCAGGGGAGAGACUUGAGACGGAGAAAAGCUACAAAAACACAAAGUUCACAAAUCUUUGGCAUUCAGUGUUAUUUGUCCCGUUUUUCUGAGUGGACAGCAGGAAUUCCCAACAAAACUCUUCCUUUUUUUAAUCAUUUAAAACGAAAAAGAAGAAAACAUCCAGUGUUUGAGUUGAACGAUAAGCUAACAGGAACCUCAUGCAGUUCUGUACGUGWCAAACUGUGAAUCUCUUUUUUUCACUUCAGACAAAAAAAAUCAGCUUUAUUUAACCCAGAAGAGCGCCUCAUGAAGGAAAUUAUGUUCUUUAAUACCUCCAGUCUGUUUUUUGUUCCUUUUUUUAGUGCAGUUUAAUCCCGUCGUCGUCUGGAAGGAGAGUGUAACAGGUUUUAACAAAAUAAAAGCAUAAACCGAAGAGACUUUUCAAAAUAAMUUGUUUAAUUUAAUGAAAUGUCAUAUUGACCCCCAGCUGCAGCUGUUUUAUUACAUUUAAACGACACAAAAACGUCCUUUUGCGUAAAGAUUCAUGUUUCAACGGGUCCGAUGCGUUUCCUUCCUGGACUUCUGAUAAUCCACUUUGUUUUUGUUUUUGUUGUUUUUUAUUAUUAUUUUUCUAAAGAGUCAAAGUGAUGAAAGCCGUUAGAAGCCUGUUGUCCACUGGGAACUCCUGCUGUCGCUUCCUCCUGCCUUCGCUAUCUAAAGCAUGUUCAACAACCCUCUUCAGUAACUACAGCAAACCCGGACCGCGGGUCCAAUCAGCACAAACGGACGGAACCAGAACUCUGCUCGGGAAGCAAACAGGAAGUUCUUGAAGCGGUGGCUUGUGUUUAACUGUGAACAAUAAAGAUCGUCUUCGAUGUUUUGCACUACA